AUGGACGCAAUAUCUGAUAACGCCUUCACUGAAAUAGGUACUGCAGAAGUCCCCGUAGACGAUCCAUCGCUCUUGACAGUGAUUUUAGACUUGACACCGCAAAGUUGGUACAGUGUGAAAGAUCAGAUUACUUUACAGGAGGUAGCUAAAUCACUAUUGGUGUUUCUUAACGCCCACUUGUCUCUUAAUAAUUCGAAUCAGGUAGCUUUUGUCGUUAGUACGGCAAAUGGAUCGAAAUUCUUAUACCCAAACCCAACGAAAGAAGCCGAAAAGGAGAAAUCCACAUCGCCAGUGGAUGGGAAGGAUCAGAAAGCGCAGAAGGAACCUUCGCCAAGCUUGAUUAAUAAGAACAUGUACAGACAAUUUAGAUUGGUGGAUGAGGCGGUUUUGGAGGAACUUAAUGAGUUCAUAGAUGAAGAGUUGGAACAAUCUGAGACCGGGACUACGUCUACUCUAUCUGGUGCCUUGAGUAUGGUCCUUACCUACACCAAUAGGAUUCUAAACUUGGACCAAUCCAUUUCUACAACUACUGCUUCUGCUAUCAGUACCACUACUAAUUCAGCUGCCUUAGGAAGAAAUGGCGGUGGUGGAGGUGGUAGUUCGGGGGGUGGAAGCGGCUCAGGCAGUGGUGGUGGAGCCGGUGGUGCUAAUGGCGGAACUGGGUCUAAUGGUACACAUUCUACAAACCUUACAUCAAUGAAAUCGAGAGUCCUUAUCAUCACUGCAAAUAAUGAAUCUGAUGUUAACUAUAUACCUAUUAUGAAUGCCAUCUUUGCUGCUCAAAAGAUGAGAUUGCCCAUCGACGUGGCCAAGCUUGGUUCCCACAAUUCUGCGUACCUACAGCAGGCGUGUGACACUACUAAUGGGAUCUAUUUGCAUAUAGAGAACCCCCAAGGUUUGAUUCAAGUGUUGUGUACAGCAUACUUCGUUGAGCCUUCGAUUAGACCGCUACUUAUAUUGCCCACUAAUGCAAACACCAAUUACAGAGCAAGUUGCUUUAUCACUGGAAAAUCCGUCGACAUGGGGUACGUCUGUAGUGUCUGCUUGUGUAUUAUGAGCUUCAUACCCUCACUGGAAAAGUGCCCGACGUGCGGGUCAGGGUUCGAUAAGAAAAUCUUAGCACAGUUGACCAAGGGACCAGUAGUCGCACCAAGAAAGAAAAGAAAAUUACCAGUCAAUGGUAACGGCAAUGGGAAGACUUCUUCUCCAGCAGUUGGAACUCCGGAACCAUAG
Messenger RNA from Dujonia railenensis, 1233 nucleotides. The record is from the annotation of a GenBank genome assembly. Lineage: Eukaryota; Fungi; Ascomycota; Pichiomycetes; Serinales; Debaryomycetaceae.